AUGAUUGAGCUAGGAUUGAGCCGCGUCUCGAGUCUCCUUCAACAGAGCUCGUUGACGUGGAAGGCUGUUCACAUUGCAGGCACUAACGGGAAAGGCUCGAUCAGUGCCUAUCUCUCCCACCUACUGUCAGCCGAAGGUGUUCGAUGCGGCCGCUUUACCUCCCCACACCUAAUCGAUCGGUGGGAUUGCAUUACAGUUGGCGAACGGGUUGUUCAGGAAUCGCUGUUCCGACAGAUCGAAGACCAAGUGAAGCUCCGAGACCAAAAGUUGGGCAUUGGCGCAUCCGAGUUCGAGCUCUUGACCGCAACAGCAUUCGAGAUCUUCAACCAUGAAAGGGUCGAAGUCGGCGUCAUCGAGGUGGGAAUGGGUGGUCGCCUAGAUGCCACCAACAUAUUGAGCGAUGUUCUGGUCUCCGUCAUUGCCAAGAUUGGAAUGGACCACCAGGCGUUCCUUGGAUCUACAAUUGAGGAGAUAGCUCGGGAGAAAGCGGGGAUAUUAAAGCCUGGAGUGCCUUGCGUGGUGGACGAUACCAAUGAAGCAGCCGUAUUGGGGGCAUUGUCAACCCAGAUCCAAGAAUUGGGUAUCGAUGCGACAUUUGUCUCCCCAGAUAAAGCAGAGGAGCAGCUCCCACCGCUGGCACAGCUGUUCCGAAAGAUGGACCUUGAACCUCAUCAGAAGGAAAACAUGUGUAGUGCGGUGACCGCACUACGAAUCGCCCUCUCCAAGAUUCGGCCUGAGGCCGACGCAUACUCCUUGCUUUCUCAUUUGAGAGAUGUCAAGUGGCCCGGUCGCUUAGAACAGAUUUCUCUUCAGCCUCUGGUACUUCGCGAACAGCCAGUUUUGCUUGACGGUGCCCACAACCCACAGUCGGCUGAUGUGUUAGGCCGGUACGUUGACCGCAAACUGCGCCCAGAGGCUGAGGCUGGGGUGACCUGGGUGAUUGCCGCGUCGAGUGGAAAAGACCUCGCUGGAACUUUCCGCUCGAUCAUUCGACCAGGAGACAGUGUUGCAACAGCUGAAUUCGGCCCUGUGGAUGGAAUGCCUUGGGUGAAGCCGACCAACGCAAUUGAACUCGCAUCAGCUAUACAGGUGAUUCCCGAGAUCGGACGGGUGAAGAGCUUUGAAGGAGAUUUACUACCUGCACUUAAGUGGGCCAGUACAAUCUCUCAAGGCCGACCGCUUGUCAUAGCCGGCAGUCUGUACCUGGUCUCUGAUGUGCACCGUUUGCUCCGUGAUGCGCGCCAAUGA
Molecule: messenger RNA, 1248 nt
Organism: Penicillium atrosanguineum
Lineage: Eukaryota; Fungi; Ascomycota; Eurotiomycetes; Eurotiales; Aspergillaceae
Product: dihydrofolate synthase
Exons: 1
Coding region: 1-1248 (415 amino acids)
Biological process (GO): folic acid-containing compound biosynthetic process
Cellular component (GO): cytosol; mitochondrion; cytoplasm
Molecular function (GO): ATP binding; tetrahydrofolylpolyglutamate synthase activity; dihydrofolate synthase activity
Source: RefSeq, a predicted model, not a curated record